Culicoides brevitarsis is the source of this 710-nucleotide messenger RNA. RefSeq names its product ras-related protein Rab-23 (gene Rab23). The transcript has 5 exons. The record is from RefSeq and is a predicted model, not a curated record. Bases 1 to 666 code for a protein of 221 amino acids. Gene Ontology annotation, molecular function: GTP binding; GTPase activity. Gene Ontology annotation, biological process: vesicle-mediated transport. NCBI's taxonomy places the organism in Eukaryota, Metazoa, Arthropoda, Insecta, Diptera, Ceratopogonidae.
AUGCGAGAAGAGGAGUUAGAGACCGCUAUUAAGGUGGUUAUCGUAGGAAAUGGCGGAGUGGGCAAGAGUUCAAUGAUACAGCGAUAUUGCAAAGGAAUUUACACGAAAGACUACAAGAAGACAAUCGGCGUGGACUUUUUGGAGAGACAAAUUGAAAUCGAAGGAGAAGACAUGCGAAUAAUGGUGUGGGACACUGCCGGUCAAGAAGAAUUUGAUGCAAUCACCAAAGCUUAUUAUCGAGGUGCCCAAGCAUGUGUUUUGACAUUUAGCACAACGGAUCGUGCCUCAUUCGAAGCCAUUCCAGACUGGAAGCGCAAGGUGGAGGAUGAGUGUGGGGAGAUUCCAACGGUGUUAGUUCAGAAUAAAAUUGAUUUGAUGGAACACGCGGUAGUGGCAUUCGAGGAAGUCGAAGAACUUUCUGCCAGAUUAAAGUGUCGUCUGAUCCGGACUUCCGUAAAGGAAGAUGUAAAUGUGUCAUUAGUCUUCAGGUAUUUAGCUACAAAAUGUUAUCAAUUAAUUAACAGUGAAUAUACAGUUUUGCCAAGUACUCAACCAACAAUAAGUCAUCUUAAUCCAACAUUUCAAAGUAAGGGCACAAUUGUGUUGCGACCAACAAAGAAACUGGCAAGGAAGAGAUUAGCCUUCAAAAAAUGUGGCAUAGUGUGAUAUUUUGUUAAAAUUGUUGUUUUGAAUCUAUUCGCAAACGUACU